Messenger RNA from Tetranychus urticae (two-spotted spider mite), 1688 nucleotides. RefSeq lists its product as uncharacterized. Lineage: Eukaryota; Metazoa; Arthropoda; Arachnida; Trombidiformes; Tetranychidae. Gene Ontology annotation, biological process: nucleotide-excision repair, DNA gap filling; DNA strand elongation involved in DNA replication; DNA replication. The record is from RefSeq and is a predicted model, not a curated record. Gene Ontology annotation, cellular component: delta DNA polymerase complex; nucleus. Gene Ontology annotation, molecular function: DNA-directed DNA polymerase activity.
AUUGUCAAAAGUGUAAGCUUAAUGUCUCUAUUCAUUAAUUAUUUUUUUAUAAUCAGUUCCAAAUAGUCAAGGAAAGCGAACAGAAAGAGAGAAAGAAAGAGAACGAUGUUUUCUACCAUAGAUGGCAGUUUGCAAACAUUUAAUUGGCCUUAAUAAUUGUUAGAGGAGAGUCUUCACUCAAUGCUUGUUGAAAGUUGCGCUCACCUAAGUUAUUUUGUGUUUGGCGGCAAACUUCACUUGAGUAAAGUAGCAAAUAUAGUGUCAUACAUUCAUUUGUUUCAUUUCCACAGAUGAGCUAAUUGUUGGCCAGACAAUACAGUUCGAUUUUAAUUGUUAUUAUUUAUAUUCAUCAAAAUGACUUAUUCCGAUAAGUUAAAGGAACUUGUUCAUUCAAAUAAAAAAUGUAUAUCAGUUCGUGAUGUUGUUCAACAAUUUAAUGUUCAUGUCUCUCAGGCUCGAAGGAUUCUGGAGGACUUCCUAACUGAGAAUAAUGGAGACAAAAAAUUAAGUAGUGUUUAUGUUGUCUCCGGAACUUCAAAGGACUCAUGCGAUUCUUACAAGAGUUUUAAACUUGCUUAUGCUGAAGCUGAUGAAUUGGAAGAAAUAAAAAAGGAAUUCGCUACGGUCGAUAGUUGUACACUUUUCUCAGUAGCCGAAAAAGAUGUUGAACCUUUUGUUGAAGAUGCUGAUCAAGCUCCUAUUUUAGAUAUGGCUGAUGUCUCCAAAUAUCAAAAGUUAACUUACAUUCUAAAUGACGAUAUAAAGCUCCGUGAAGAUAGAGUAGAGAAGAUCAAAUUGAUUUUGGGAUUGCUAAAAAUUGAUGAAGAACCAAAAGUAAAAGAAAUAAAGAAAGAAAAUGUCAAUGAAGUUGUGAAGCCUAAAAAAGAAACCAAUGGAUUUAAUAAGAAGUCUACUAAUAGCAAGAAUAGAAAUAAUAAAAAGCAAACCAAGCUUACAGGGUUUGAUUCAAAAGCAGUUAAAAAGGAAAAGCCAGAGCCGGUGCCGGAGCCCAUGCCAGACCCAUUCAGUGAAGAGGAAGAAGAAGAAGAAGAAAAAGAAAAAGAAGAUGACACCAUAGCUAUCGUUGAACGUACACCUAGCCCUCCACCAAGUCCUCCGAAAGUCAAAAUUGAGCCAAUGGAGGAAGAACCUGUACAAAAAGUAUCCAAAAGUAAAAAACGUAAACGUGUUAGAGUUUUUGACUCCGAUGAAGAGGACGAAGAAGCUCUCGCCCUUAAAAUUUUAGCUGAUGAUAGUCCUGCCGAAGAGGAAAAACCAGUAAAAAAGUCUAAAAAAAGCUCCAAACCAUCACAACCCAUGGAAACUAAAACAGUAUCCGAAGAGUUCACCGAUGAAGAUGGCUACACUCAAGUUAAGCUUGUCAAGAAACUUGUUCCUGUUAAAAAUGACGAUGACGAAGAAAAUGUGAAUGCAAACAAAUCCACAAAAGUUAAAUCUGAAAAAUCUGAAAAAUCUGAAAAAUCGGAGAAAUCUGUUGAUAGGAAGAAAAAAGCUGAAAUGGACACCGAAGAUGAGGAAUCCAAGCCUAAACCUAAAAAAUUGUCCAAAGCAGCUGCAGCCAAGAAAGGUCAAGUUUCAAUUACUAAUUUUUUUAAACCAACCGCUAAAGAUUAACUUCAUCGCCUGUAAUCAAUUAUAAAUAAUAAAGCUAUUGCAUCAUUAUGUGA